Molecule: messenger RNA, 2268 nt
Organism: Diachasma alloeum
Lineage: Eukaryota; Metazoa; Arthropoda; Insecta; Hymenoptera; Braconidae
Gene: CSN3
Product: COP9 signalosome complex subunit 3
Exons: 4
Coding region: 294-1631 (445 amino acids)
Biological process (GO): ubiquitin-dependent protein catabolic process
Cellular component (GO): COP9 signalosome
Source: RefSeq, a predicted model, not a curated record
GAUGAUUUCUCGCAUUGACAGACUUUCGUUGACGCCGGGUAAACACAAACUGAACGGAAAGGCUCUUCCCCUUUGUGAGCAAAACAAAAUGCCCGAUGAUUUCUCAUUGGUCGAUGCCCCCUCAUCACGUGACACUCGACCAAUAGUAAUUCACGAAGAUUCUAAAACUCAUGGGAGACGGACUGAGUGUACUGCGAUCGCUUUUUUACUGAGGUUUUCGGGUGCAAUUCGACAAUAAAUUCGAACUAAGAAUUUUAGAUAGAGGUGAUGAUAAGCGGAAUCUGUGGACGAUAAUGGCCUCGGCACUAGAGCAGUUUGUAAAUAAUGUUCAGACUCUUUCCACUCAAGGAAAUUUUCGGGAAUUGUGCGAUGUCAUCAGUAAAUCCACUGAGGUGCUUAUGAAAAAUGCCCAGCACUUGGACAAUGUCCUGGAGACCCUGGACCUUCAGCAGCACUCGCUAGGAAUACUGGCAGUUCUCUGCGUGAAAUUCUCACUUCCAAAUCCAGCUGGGAGCAGUAAUGCUGACGCUUAUAAGACGCUGUUCAAUCAAGUGCAUGAGUUCAUCGCUGGCUGCAAUGGAGAGCAAGUGCGAUUUGCUCCUGAGACAUAUGCAGAGCUGUGUCACCUCGUAACUCAAGUAAUGGUCGAGCUGUCGUGGCCAAUUGGAGGUAUUGAUCUCCUUCGUCGUGCUAUCAGAAAGAUUCAGCUGUUCGACAGCCAAUUGACAUCGAUACACGCAGACCUCUGUCAGCUCUGCCUCCUCUCCAAGUGCUUCAAGCCAGCCCUCGAAUUUCUCGAUACAGACAUAACGAAUAUCAGUCAAGAGGGUGGACAAUUCGACUCCAAGUAUUUCCUCCUCUAUUACUACUAUGGUGGAAUGAUCUACACAGCUGUAAAGAACUACGACAGAGCCCUGUACUUCUUCGAGGUAUGCGUGACACUGCCAGCGAUGGCUGUCAGUCACAUUAUGCUGGAGGCAUACAAGAAGUUCAUCCUCGUAUCGCUGAUACUGCAUGGCAAGAUCAUCAAUAUACCAAAAUACGCGAGUCCUGUACUGAUCAGAUUCAUCAGGCCACUCAGUCAGCCUUAUCAGGAGCUCGCUGCGGCUUAUCAGACGCAUAGCUGUGACGAGGUCCAGGGGAUUAUCACUAAGUAUCAAGAAUUAUUCACUAGAGAUCACAAUCUUGGACUGGUUAAGCAGGUUCUGGGGUAUCUGUACAAGAAGAAUAUUCAGAGACUCACCAAAACGUUCUUGACGCUCAGUCUCAGCGAUGUCGCCAGUCGAGUGCAACUGGCUGGACCUGCUGAUGCUGAGAAAUAUAUUCUCAAUAUGAUUGAAGAUGGUGAAAUAUUCGCAACAAUCAACCAGAAAGACGGUAUGGUAGUGUUCCACGAUGACCCCGAGAAAUACAACUCCCCACGUAUGCUCGCACGUCUCGAGAAACAAAUGGCAGCAUGUGCAGAGCUGGACAAACGUGUACUCGAAAUGGACGAGGAAGUGACUGUGAUGCCUCAGUAUGUACGUAAGGUAUGCGGUCAGAGUGACCAGGACGAUUCAACCACAGGGCAACCAUCUAGCAACGCCACCAAUGCCCAGAGCCAACCCAAGAUCAACACUUACUCUAUGUAACAUCGGUCUGUUGCGCAUUAUUUUUCUUCAUUUGCGUUAAAAACAAGGAGUACAGAGAGCCAUGAAUGCAUCAAUGUACGUUUUAGGUAGUAUUUCCCAUGUUUUUUAAGUGCAACUUUGAUUUGUGAGGAUUACAGUCAACAUUCGGAGAUUCAGUUUUUCAAUAAAAAAAAACUGCCUAAUAAAACACGAAUAAGUGAAAUUAAAAGUCACAAUAUCUCUGAAAUAAUAAAUUCUUCUCGUUUUAUUUUCUUUUUUAUUUUCAUAUAAAGAUUCUGGAGAUAUUGUUACUCUUAAUUCACUAAACUUUUCACACUGAAGACGAUUAGGAAAUUCAAGACAAAUUUGCAUAAAUAAAUUGAAACAGAAAAUACCAGUAAAUUUAUCAUCUUUUUAUUUGCUUGAUCACAAAAAUGCUCAAAUACAAUCGCUAUUCAAGGCAAGCGAAGAGAAAAAUUGAUAAUGGCACGGAUGGUAUAAAAUUCAUAGUUUGUAAGUUUCUUUAAGGAAUUCAAUAACUUUCAUAUGUGGUGAUAAUUCUGAGCCGUCGGGCUACGGCUGGAUCUUAUCAGCAGAUCAACUAGAAUAAGAAGAAGAAUGAGGAUGCUGAAUAAAGAACUGAGAAGUGUGAAAGUCA